AUGCAGACUGGUGGGGUCACCCAGAACAGUGGAUUGGGAGACUUGGAGGUCCUGUUGGCCAAUAAAGAAAGGGAGUGGAAGGAGCUUCAUGCGAGAAGGGUUAAUCUGUUGGAGGAUUCUCUUAAAAAGGCCCAGGACGAGUGUUCUUCCCUCAGGCAACAAUACCAGAAGCUGAAAGAGGACUUCCAGUACAAUUUGUCUAUCCUGGAUGAACAAGAGAAGGAAUUGCAGAAAUAUGAUGUCAUCACAUCCAGGGCUUUGAAUGCAGAGCAGAGCAGGCAGGAGGAGCUGAGCCGUCUGCGUAUCCAGGUUGCCGUGCUGGAGGAGAAGCAAGCCAAAGAUGCCGAGGCGAGACAGGAGGAGCUGCACAUAAACCAGAACAAAGCUGCUCAGCAAAGGCUGCAGCUGGAUGAACUAAGACACUCUAUGACAGACACAAUCGAAAAGCAAAUGGAGGAGCAUGAGCGAAUGAAGUUGGAGUUCCAGCACAGGGUGCAUGAGAUGGAGGAUGAGCUCACUCGGCAGAAAGAGGAAUUGACAGCAACUUGGGAAAAGAAGCUCAGGCAACGAGAGCACCAGUUCAAUCUUAAACUGGAUGAGAUGCAUGCCGUGUUGCUGUCCAAUGAGCUCAAGAUUAAGUGUUUGUCUAAAGAGUGUGAAGUUCAGAGCAAGGCUCGAGAGCAAGAAACACAAGCGCUCAAAGCAUCUGAAGAGUUGUGUGAACAAUUACAUACCCAAUUACAGCACAAGGCUGAUUUGAAUGAUGAAACCACAGCUGUAAAGGAUGUAAGGAUCAAAGAACUGGAGCACCAGUUGAAAUGGAUGGAGAGCAAACUAGAGAAGCAGAGAGAUGACCACAUUAGGAAACAGGAGGACGAUGCCCAGGCUUUGAAAGAGAAGGAUAAGCAAAUGGGGGUUCAGUAUGAGGUUCACUUAGAGCAGUUAAAAAGAGCCGAAAAACAAAUGAUCCAACUUCAGAAUAGCAUGAAGAUUCAGUCUGCAAAAGCCUGCUCGACCCAAAAGGACAUGGAGAUGGCCUUGGAGCAGAAAAACGACACAAUAAAGAGACUUCGUACUGACGUGACUGCAGCUCAGGCUACAUUGGAGAAGUACAUGUGUCAAACAUCUCACGACAUGGUUACCAACAAAUCGGAGUUAAUAAUAUUACAGAACAGUAAUAACAAACUACGUGCCGAGUUGGAGAGAAGCAGAGACGAGAUUAACAGGUACAAGCAGGAUAUAAGUGCUGGUUUGAAGAGAGAAGCAGCCUUAGAACAGGCUCGAAUUCAGUUGGAGUUAGAGUGGCAGAAACGCUGUGAUGCUACCAAGGCUAAACAUUACUUGGCUAAUGAGCAGCUUAUACAAGAUUUGACCCAAGCCAGAGACCAGGCAAAGGCAGAGCUUCAGCAGAAAGAAAAAGAGUUGCAUGACUUGACCGUCUUGCUUCCCUCUGUUGAAAAUCAGACUGAUAAAGCAGGGCAGUGCAUCACACCAAAACCAGACACGCGAUCAUCCGAGGAAAUAAGUUCCCUGGUUGAGCAGAACAAUUUUUUGCGAGCCGUUGUUUCCCAGAUGAGAAGAGACAUGGAGGAUCUUGGUCAUCUCUUACCACAUCCGCAGACCGAAUAUGAAGCUGCCUCUCCCAAGAUGGUUGAAGCCCCCGAUGUGCCGCCAGCUACCCCGACAACUGAACCUCUUGCCAAUCAACCUGAUAUAACUGCUACAAACAUUCCAACAUAUUUGUCAGACUACACUCAGGGUCUGAAAAAGGAGAUGAGCUUGCUGAAUGAACGAUGCAGACACAUCGAGGAGCAGCUACAAGGUGCUCCAGCCAUAGGAACGCCUAAAAAUGUUAUGGGCAAUCCACAUGAUUCAACAUCUUUGGCGUGGCCAAAUGCUGAGCCUGAUCAUACCAAUGUGAGGUUUCAGAGUUCAGUAGUGCAACAGGUCCAAGAUAGGCACUCCUAUCUGUGGCAGCAGCAGCAGCAUUUGAAUUCAGCUCUUAUGGCCGGUGCUGCAUCUAGUAAUGUUCAGGGUAUUAAAAAGAACAUUGUUCUGUCACAUGCCAGGCUAAAGCAAGCAGCGUUUUACAUUGCCCGUCUGAGCAGAGAGAAGCAACAGCUCAUACAGAUAGGCAAUUGUCUUCGUGCCGCUAUCACCAGCGCUGGAUUACAGGAAACGAUUGAACGAAAAAAAGAUGACUCUAAAGUGGAGCAAAGACAUCAACAUGAACGUCUCUCUGCUCUGGAGAAGCUGCAGUACAGACUUACCACUCAGGAGCUUCAAUAUGCUGCUAGGCAGAAGGCUUGCACUGUUGCGAAACAUGCCAAUUCAACCAACAGCAGAAGGACUCACCAAAAAGGAGACCGCAACCCUUGUUCCAGAGUGCACCAGUCAACUGAUGAGACUGGGACCUCUAAAACUGCUACAAGCAGCCAGCAACAAAGCUCGGAGCUCAAGACACAGCCCAGUUCAGAAGAGUCACUGCAGUCAUUGAAAGGAAUUUGGGAGAUAUUGGACCAUGGAUUAAGUUCAUCCAUUCACUCAGAAGGUGAUAGUGAGCUCAUCAGGAGCAAGGUGACCAAGUCAGGCACCGGUGGAGUGAUGGUGACCGGUACCAGCGCUCCCAUCCACCGAGGUUCCUCAGCCAAGCGCCAGCAGAAGAAGAACCCUACCAAAGCACCGUCAAACCCACCAAAGAGCUGCAAGAAAGGAACCCUGGGCAAAAUCAGCAGGAUCAGAAACUAUAAUGCCAAAGACUAA
Messenger RNA from Nerophis lumbriciformis (worm pipefish), 2763 nucleotides. Lineage: Eukaryota; Metazoa; Chordata; Actinopteri; Syngnathiformes; Syngnathidae. The record is from RefSeq and is a predicted model, not a curated record.